AUGGACGACGCUUUUCACGAUUAUCAUGCCUCCAUGGCUCCUCGGCCGGUUCGCAAGAAAUUCGCUAAACCGCCGGUAAAAGUUGCUUGUCUGCCUUGCAAAAGAGGCGGGCCCCGGAAGAAAAGACAAAAGUCGUCUCCCUCUCCCGAAUCCGACGAAAAGCAGCAAGAUGAUGUCCACUAUGAGGCGGUGCCAUCCGCUUCGGGGUUUGAAGAACAACCGGGGAUGUUCAGCCAAAUCGAUGUGCUAUCCCUGCCCGGAGCUGGUCUGCGGCAUUUGGAUUUCCAAUCCGACGUUCCGUCCAUGUUCCAGGGCUUCUAUACUGGCGACGCGAGUCAGUCGCACGUUCAGAUGGAGCCGAUAGCGUCGCCCUUGAGUAACACUCCUCAAUCCUUUGUCAGAAGCUAUGGCAGCGAACCAGAAAUAUUGAACGCCUAUUAUGAUUUUAUUCAUCAUUAUUUUCCUAUUCUGCCGCCUCGGGCCUCGCCCCCAUGCCGGGAUCGUCCCUUGCAGUACUCGGUCUCCUGCUCCAGUUCGCCAUCAGAGGAAGCUCUGAUGAUGUAUCGGCCUCGCUCUCCACUGAGUCUGGCAAUAUCCGCCGUUCUAGCGUUGAUCCCGCACCCAAGUGAUCCGGAUCCGUCGUCGUCAGCAUCCGUUUUUCAACGCCGGACGUAUGCGCAUUCUCUUGCACAGCUUGCCAAUUCGACUAUCGAGACAGAAUGUGAUCUGGAAAUGUCAUCUACUGACCCCGGCCGGGCAUUAUCAGCUGCGCGGCCUUUUGUUAGCCGGGAGCGAUUCCAUCCUCAGACCCCGGUGGAUUUGGAGUGUCUCUUGGCUUUGCUGGUCCUUUCGGUUUAUGAGUAUUCUCAGCGAGGAAAUUUGCUCAAGAUGAGGUAUCGUGCCGGACAAGCUUUGUCCAUUGCUCUGGACAAAUCGCUACAUUCCCAAGUCGGGAACGAUGAGUUUUCGGAGGCUCGGCGACGAGCGUGGUGGAUGACAUAUUAUUGUGUGAUCCAAGGGUCUAUUGUGAGCACAACGCCACCUGCUAUCGUCAUCAAUGAUCCUCAGUUUACGACUCCGUACCCGUCAUUCUCAUCCGAUGCCGAGGGUUGGUCUAUCUUGAUACAAGCCCAGCAAGUGCUCGUAUCUGCAACUCAAUUCAUUGACGACCUGAACAAGUGUCUAUCGUCACAGUCAAGCAUGCACUACCUGUUUGAACGGAUGCAGCAGCUCGAUUCCUGGACCAAUUCUGUUCUCUCGCAGGCAGAUCUGCCCCCUAUCACCACUCACGAAUCAGAGUUUGGCGACCACCACGAAACCCUCACAGCGCAAAGCAUCCGCGCAAUAUCCCGAAUAAAACUGUCCAGCGCGCAAAUCAAGACCCAUCGUUUCCGAGCCUUCUCGGAUAUUCCGAUCUUCAUUAAAAGGCACUGCGACCUGACGGCUGCAAAUCCAAGCAACCAAGCCCCCGAUCCUAGCGCCAACCCCGCGACCACUGCCAAGGCGAUUACGAGCCUGUCAUGUUCCUGCAGCAACCUGGAACCCUUCCAGCGCGCCUCUUCCACCGAAUACAUGACCCCCUCCGACUCGUCGACCUCAUCCGACAUCCACCCGUACGUCCCACAGUAUCCACAGUAUCCGCAGUACCCCUUCACCGCCGGGUUCCCUUACAGCCCGCAGCACUCGGCCAAAGUGUGUCUGCGGGCCGCGCUCGUCAUCUCGCGCAUGUUCCAGAGUCUGCCCAUUCCACAGCCGCUCCCGGAUACCCGGCAGCACACAUCAUCGCAACACCCGGGCCGCCCGUUACCUCGGACUAUGCCAUCAUUUGCGUGCUGUCUGAUGCAGAGCAGCUAUGCCAUGUUUAUGAUCUUCUACAAGGCCCGGGUCGCCAAGCAGCUCUCGCCCGAAUCGGAUAAUGACCAGGCCAGAGACUCGACGGAUUGCCUGGUCGAAGAGCUGCGUCAGGGCCUGCAGCGGAUUAUUACGACGGUGUCCAAUUACUCGCUUGCUUUUGAGGCGUUGGAUGGGAUGAGAGACGAAAUCGAAGGUGCAUAUCAAACGGCGUUCCCUUCGGUAUCCGGUUAA
Molecule: messenger RNA, 2085 nt
Organism: Penicillium alfredii
Lineage: Eukaryota; Fungi; Ascomycota; Eurotiomycetes; Eurotiales; Aspergillaceae
Exons: 9
Coding region: 1-2085 (694 amino acids)
Biological process (GO): DNA-templated transcription
Molecular function (GO): zinc ion binding; DNA binding
Source: RefSeq, a predicted model, not a curated record